This is a messenger RNA of Mandrillus leucophaeus (drill), 2555 nucleotides long. RefSeq names its product neuronal tyrosine-phosphorylated phosphoinositide-3-kinase adaptor 2 (gene NYAP2). Gene Ontology annotation, biological process: neuron projection morphogenesis; phosphatidylinositol 3-kinase/protein kinase B signal transduction. The record is from RefSeq and is a predicted model, not a curated record. The transcript is spliced from 6 exons. Lineage: Eukaryota; Metazoa; Chordata; Mammalia; Primates; Cercopithecidae. The coding region runs from base 594 to 2555 and encodes 653 amino acids.
GUGGCAAUGAGAAAGAGCAUCUUUUUGGCUGAAAGGAGACAUUUAGAAAGGAUGUUUCUGAUUUUUUGUUUUCAUUUAUUUUUGUCUUCGCAGAAUAUAAUCAAAUGAGGUACCUUAGUCAGCUUGGUAAUUGCUUCGGGUCUUGUAAUCAUCUGUGUAGCAAAGUGGGUAAAAUCAUUCAAUUUCUUCCCUGCUGGACCUGGAAGGAGAGGGGUUGUGUGUUCAUCCCCACCCAUUAGCUAUGCCCUCUUUUCUCCGAAUGUCGAUUUAAGGAAGCAAGCACCUGUCUUCUGCCACUGCAUCUUCCUAGCAAACUUUAAAGGCCAUUUUAUCUGAUAGGAAGAACAUCGAGAAUGCUCUGAUCUAGUGAUGAAGAAUCUCGGAGUCGACACUUUUCCCAUCCUGACACAAUGCACUUUAAUUGAAGAAACACUGAGCUGAACUACAAGUCUAUCUCUUAUGGUGCUGGAUUACUCCUACAGAACUGCCCUGAGAUCAACCGUGAGAGAGGGCUCUGACAGACACAAGUCACCUUCUGGUUAUUGCACUUAGCUCUCCCUGGGGACUUAAAUUUUGGCAGUGUUCCUCUUUACAUGAUAUCCUCCAAGAUGAUGAGUUCUAAUCCCGAGGAAGACCCUUUGGACACAUUUCUCCAGUACAUUGAGGAUAUGGGGAUGAAGGCCUAUGAUGGCUUGGUUAUUCAGAAUGCAUCAGAUAUUGCGCGAGAGAACGAUCGCUUGAGAAAUGAAACUAACCUGGCCUAUUUGAAAGAGAAGAAUGAAAAACGCCGAAGACAAGAAGAAGCAAUAAAACGCAUAGGUGGAGAAGUAGGGCGAGGCCACGAAGGGAGUUACGUGGGCAAACAUUUCCGCAUGGGAUUCAUGACAAUGCCUGCUCCUCAGGACAGACUCCCCCAUCCUUGCUCCAGCGGCUUUUCUGUGAGAUCACAGUCCCUGCACUCAGUUGGGGGUACGGACGAUGACAGCAGCUGUGGCUCACGGAGGCAACCACCACCCAAGCCCAAGCGGGACCCCAGCACCAAGCUGAGCACCUCAUCAGAGACGGUCAGCAGCACUGCAGCCAGUAAAAGCGGGAAACCCCCUGAGAGGACUGAAGUGUCAGCUAAACCAAGACCCCACAGUGAUGAAUAUUCCAAGAAGAUUCCUCCUCCCAAACCGAAGCGGAAUCCGAACACUCAGCUGAGCACAUCUUUCGAUGAAACGUACAUCAAAAAGCACGGGCCCCGGAGGACAUCGCUGCCGCGGGACUCCUCCCUGUCCCAGAUGGGCAGCCCCGCGGGAGACCCCGAGGAAGAGGAGCCCGUGUACAUCGAGAUGGUGGGGAACAUUCUCAGAGACUUCAGGAAGGAGGACGACGACCAGAGCGAGGCUGUCUACGAGGAAAUGAAGUACCCCAUCUUUGACGACUUGGGCCAAGACACCAAAUGUGACUUUGACCAUCACAGCUGUUCUUCGCAGUGUGCUACUCCCACGGUGCCUGACUUGGACUUUGCCAAGGCCUCAGUGCCAUGCCCCCCCAAGGGGCUGCUUUGUGACAUCCCCCCGCCCUUCCCCAACCUGCUUUCUCACAGACCCCCUCUGCUGGUAUUCCCCCCCGCCCCCGUACAUUGCUCCCCCAACUCCGACGAGUCCCCGCUCACCCCUCUGGAGGUCACGAAGCUUCCCGUGCUGGAAAACGUGUCUUACAUGAAACAGCCGGCGGGGGCGUCACCCUCCGCGCUGCCGUCCCACGUCCCCAGCCAUGCGAAACUGGAGAAAGAGCAGGCCGCGGCCCUGGGACCUGCCUCUGCCACCCCUGCGCUCUCCUCGUCGCCCCCGCCCCCGUCCACGCUGUACCGAACCCAGUCUCCCCACGGCUACCCUAAAAGCCACUCCACCUCUCCCUCCCCCGUCAGCAUGGGGAGGUCCCUGACUCCCCUGAGCCUCAAAAGGCCUCCCCCUUAUGACGCUGUGCAUUCGGGCAGCCUCUCAAGGAGCUCUCCUUCAGUGCCUCACUCGACCCCCAGACCCGUGUCGCAAGAUGGGGCCAAGAUGGUCAACGCCGCGGUGAACACCUACGGGGCUGCCUCGGGUGGCUCCCGGUCCCGGACACCCACGAGCCCGCUGGAGGAACUGACCAGCCUGUUCUCCUCCGGCCGCAGCCUGCUACGCAAGUCGUCCAGUGGCCGGCGCUCCAAAGAGUCUGCAGAGAAAUCAACAGAGGAACUGAAAGUCCGAAGCCACAGCACGGAGCCAUUACCAAAGUUGGACAACAAGGAAAGAGGCCACCAUGGGGCGUCUUCCUCCAGAGAGCCUGUCAAAGCUCAGGAAUGGGACGGAACACCAGGGCCACCUGUGGUCACCAGUAGACUGGGAAGAUGCUCUGUGAGCCCCACCUUGUUGGCAGGAAACCACAGUUCAGAGCCUAAAGUAAGCUGCAAAUUAGGCCGGUCUGCGUCGACGUCAGGUGUGCCUCCUCCAUCAGUCGCUCCUCUCAGGCAAACCAGUGACCUGCAACAGAGCCAGGUACCAUCAUCGUUAGCCAAUCGUGAUUGA